This is a messenger RNA of Didymosphaeria variabile, 1689 nucleotides long. RefSeq lists its product as uncharacterized. The record is from RefSeq and is a predicted model, not a curated record. The transcript has a single exon. The coding region runs from base 1 to 1689 and encodes 562 amino acids. NCBI's taxonomy places the organism in Eukaryota, Fungi, Ascomycota, Dothideomycetes, Pleosporales, Didymosphaeriaceae.
AUGUUCACUCGACAGUCUUAUUUGCUUGGGCUUGCGGCUUCCGUCGCUGCAAGUCCCGCGUUGUUGCAACGCGAAUAUAAUACAACGAAUACGUCCAUGGUUUACAGUUUCAAGGACGUCCCAGUCACAAAAGAUAUACAAUACAUCCCCUGUUUCGACAAUUACACAUGUACACAACUCGACGUACCUCUCGACUACGAAGACUUGGACGCCGGCUACACGAACAUUGCCUUCCAAAGGUAUGAAGCUGCGCAGCAACCCGCAUUGGGCGACAUCAUCUUCAACCCUGGCGGCCCGGGAGAGUCAGCCACCCUUAGCCUAAUGCAACUGCUACCCCAGUUACUCGAACUUCUCGGUGACUCGUACAACAUUAUUGGCAUGGAUCCUCGGGGCAUCAACAACAGUGGUCCGCUACUUGAUUGCUUUGACGGAAAACCGUGGCUGAGAGACUACUACUAUGGUCAGCUCUACGACGGUGUUGAUCCACGCAGCAAUGUAUCUAUCAGCAACUACUACGAGACAUCCGGCACAUUCGGCACCUGGUGCACACAGAACCUGAACAAGACGGCCAAGUACGCUAACACGCCUGCGACGGCGAGAGACAUGCUGCAAUAUGCCGAGUUGUUAGCGGAGACUCAGGGCAAGCCGCGCGAAGACGCAAAGGUGGACUUCUACGGUGCCUCUUACGGUACAGUUCUAGGCACCACUUUUGCUGCGCUCUUCCCAGACCGUGUGGGUAAAUUCCUCAUCGACGCUGUGGUCGAUGGUGAUGAUUACUACCACGGCAGCUGGUCGCAGAACAUUCUCCAGGGCGAUGCGUCCGUCGAUGCAUUCUUUAAGACCUGCGCCGAGGCCGGCCCGCUCUGCGCCUUCUAUCGCAAUGGUUCGACCGCUUCCGACAUCAAGGAACGGUUUGACGCCAUCCUCGCAGAUCUGGAAGAAGAUCCGGUGCCCGUGAAUGACCCGCUUUUUGUCGAAUUUCCAACGACUGUCACCCACAUGGACGUCAGGGGUCUCCUCCAGACGGCCGUCUACAAUCCGCCAUCCUUGUUUUCAAUUCUGGCAGCCGUUGCGGACGGGCUUGAAACCCGGAAUGGGUCUCUAGCUGCAUUAUACGCGAGCAAAGGCAUUGCACCCGGGACGAGUAAAUGCGAUUAUACACCAGGAGGCACAGAUACCGUGCUGCCCAAGGAGGUCAUUGCGUGCAAUGACAACAGCAAGAGCUUCAACGGUAGUGAGGAGGCACUUUUCCAGCUCUUCGCAGAGCAGAAGAAACUCAGCACCUAUCUCGGAGACACUUGGCCCAUGGCUGUCGUGCCGCAGUGCCGACUCUUGGAUAUUACACCACCUAAGAGCCAGCUCUUCGCUGGGUUCAAGAAGAUCAACACGAGCACGCCUAUCCUGUUUGCUGAUAACGUUAUCGAUCCUGUGACAAGCUCAUAUGAGUUGAUGUCCGGCUACUUCGAGGGCUCAGCCAUUCUGCUUCAGGAUGCUGUCGGGCACGGCCUCGUGGUAACAUCCUCGAACUGCACUUCGUCGUAUGUGCAGAAGUACUUCAAAACGGGUGAACUGCCACCCAGGAACACGACUUGUGAGACGGAGUUCGACGCUUUCCCGCUGGCUACUGGACUGCAGAAGCGCGGCCUUGCGUCUCAUCACCCUUUGUCUCGCAGGCAUUUCGCUUUGUAA